Molecule: messenger RNA, 750 nt
Organism: Ostertagia ostertagi
Lineage: Eukaryota; Metazoa; Nematoda; Chromadorea; Rhabditida; Trichostrongylidae
Source: the annotation of a GenBank genome assembly
GCAAACCUUUUAUUGACUAUCAGUGACAGCAUCAAGUUGGCAAAUUUCGGUUUGGUCAGAGAUUUGGUCGUAGAUGGCUUUGGCAUAGCGAUCGCAUCGGACAUCACGGUUGAUUUCAGAGGCACACUACUCUACGUGGCUCCGGAGGUCCUGACAAGUGAACUUGGACCAGGUAAUCGAAAAGCUUAUGGGAAACCAGCAGAUGUCUGGGCUCUCGGGUGCACGCUUAUCGAAAUGCUGACCAAAUAUCCGCCACACUUUGAGUAUUUCGGACAUGUUGAGGGUAUUCAGAAAGAGAUUCUUGAUAGAGCGUCUGGUGAGAAGAGCAAUUGGUUACCAUAUGGUGCGGACGUACUUGUGCCCACCUGCUCAUCUUCUGUACAUAAGUUGGUAGAAGUGAUUUUUGAGCGAGAUCCAAGUAUCCGGCCGAAUACCAGUGAAUUGUGCGACAUUGUGCAGUCCAUUGUGCACUACGAGAACCGUACGUCUACCAUCAGUCAUGGACCAUGUAUGAGCGGAGAUGGCGCCCGUUCGGAAGCAAUGAAAGUAAAAGCAGAACAAAAUGUUGAUGAUAACGCACGCAAAAGCUCAGCUAAAGAAUCCUUACCGACGUAUAUGCCGCUGGAAACGCUGGAAAACAGUGUGGUAAGACGGAAACGAAAAGUUAGGAGAACGACGACGAGAAGGGGAACGAUGCAGAAGCUCUCAAUGUCAAGCUUGUACUUCUUUUCCCGAAUGCUUUACUUUGCA